This is a messenger RNA of Mugil cephalus (flathead mullet), 2504 nucleotides long. RefSeq names its product ORC ubiquitin ligase 1 (gene obi1). Gene Ontology annotation, biological process: protein monoubiquitination; regulation of DNA replication. NCBI's taxonomy places the organism in Eukaryota, Metazoa, Chordata, Actinopteri, Mugiliformes, Mugilidae. Bases 139 to 2097 code for a protein of 652 amino acids. Gene Ontology annotation, molecular function: ubiquitin-protein transferase activity. The record is from RefSeq and is a predicted model, not a curated record. The transcript is spliced from 6 exons.
UGCGAAUCUGGAGCCUUUUCGUCCCCUUGGGCUUUCCGUAGUCUGGAAAGCAGGCGCGCUACGCUGCUGCAAAUCCGCUCCAGUGUGGGAAGUUUAUCCCUCCACGGGGGAAGUUUGUGCUGUGCAUAUAUUAAAACCAUGGCUCUCAACUACCAAGCGUCAACACUUUCUCUAACUUUACCGAUUUCGUGUCAGAUAUGUCUCGGCAAGGUCAAGCAGCCGGUCAUUUGUGCGAACCACCACGUGUUCUGCUCGUCCUGCAUAGAGAUGUGGCUACAGAAAGCCAGCCAGUGUCCCACCUGCAGAGUCCCCAUCACAGCAGAGAACCCCUGCAGGGAGAUCAUCGGAGGAACAAAUGAAGGUGACCACAGCGACAGUCCUUCGAUGAGAAAAUGUCUUCGAAAAACCAGAGGAGAGCUGCUUUUACGGGAGUACGAGGAGGAAAUCGAGGGGCUGAUGAGAGAAAACGAGGAGCUGAAGACAAAGAAUCAAAGCCUGGAGGCACAGCUGAGGACGGCUCUGGAUCCCUGCAGCAUUACGACGGUGCAAGCAGAGGACCACAGAGUUCACCCGUUCGUUCUGGAAGAGUGGACCAACAAGCUGCGAGCUGCCACAGACGUUUGCGAUAAAAUAAAACAGGAUAUGAAUAAGAUGAAAGAGGCAAACAAAGCACUGCGAUCGCAAAACGUCGACCUGCUACAAGAGAAUAUGAGAUUGAAAGCAGAGGUGGCGAGCAGAUCUCCUCAGAAGUUUGGCCGAUAUACCGUGGCAGCUCUGGAAGCUAAAAUCCAGCAGUAUGAGCGUGAUGUUGACCACCUGAAGAGGGCUCUGGAGCGCAGCGACCAGUACGUCGAUGAACUGGAGUCUCGGGUCAGAAAGUUCGACAAGAUUCGUCUUGAGGUGCAGGAAGCGUGCGGCGAUAGCAAGGCCGCGACGGACACUCUCACACAGCAGCAGAAAAUCAGCAUGAUGAUGAGAAGCUUGAGCGACAAUGAGAGGGAGUCGAUCUGCAGCAAUCCAGAGGCAGAAUGUCGGACGCUCAAUCGAAACCACAGCCUGACGUUUGUGCCGUCCGUGGAUCACAAAGAGUCUAUCAAGAAUCUGACUGGAGAUCAGAAAAAGGGGGACUCAGAAAGCACCUCCUCAGACUUUGUGCCCACUACUCCGUCCUCUGCUUUCCGCUCCCUGACUCUGAGAAGCCCCGGCAUCCGAGAAAAGAAAGUGGCGUUUAAACCUGUGUCUUAUCUGAGGAAGCUCGAUUUUGAAGACUGUCCCAUUCCCGAUAAGAGUGGCACCACUGUGGGGAACCAGUUCAGCAGCCUAGAGAAGUUCCCCCAAGCUUUGCCUCUAAAUGAUGUAGAACCUUCAAAGUCUGACUUCUGGGGUGGUUGGCAGAGAUCCAACUCAAAUGACCAGUCAUACCCUGGUCCAAGCACAGAAAGCCCAGUUAAGGGAACCUUAACUGGGAAAUCUGAUAGUUUCCAGAUGUCCAGUGAGGCGUCCAUGGAUGCAGCUUACCUGGACAAAAUCUCAGAGUUGGACUCCAUGAUGCUGGACGGAGAGAGUUCCAGUAGCCGGGGAUCUCAGCUCUCGUUGGCUUCCUCCGUUGCUACAGACUUGGACAGCACUCUAGUCCCAGAACCCCAAUCCCGUCCCGACGUCUUAUCAAGCCAUUGCGGCAAACCUGCAACACAAUACGAGCACAAAAGCCACCAAGUACAAGACAACGUGGAUGGCACCUUGAACGACAAAGAAGCUCCAAAAUGCCCUGCAGAGGAGGCGUCCGGUGUGGAGAGUGGCGCCCAUGUCCGUGGCUGUGCCGGGCGUGGAGAGACCUCUCAAACCGAAGAGCUGUCUUUUGAUUUGCUUUUCGAUUCUCUGGACGAGAUUAAGGCCGGUCCCUCUGGCUCUCUCAGUCCAGCAAGACAAGACCACGAUGUCGUAAACACCUCCUCUUCCUCGUCAGGCUCCACCGGCAGUAAGCCUGUGAACACAACAAAAGACAGACACACACUGAACAGCAGCCAGCCAAUAAAGAGAAAGUCUCACAGUCCUUUCAACACGAGCAGUCCCACGAAACUCUCAAAGCUCAUGUGAAGGUUUCCAAAAAAAUAACAAAACGUAUGUGCUGUUCACUGUGGUGUGUUUUGGUCAGGCUUCAGGGCUGUAUUCAGCAGGAAACAUUAUUAUCUGAAUAUGUGAUGUUAGGGAGUAACUUAUUGUCUUUAGGACAGGAUGGUUGAUGGACUUGUCCUAUCUACCUGUAGGUUUCAGUGUCAGUUAAGUAGCUCUGUCUGUCGUAAUCACACAACAGACACAUUCGGUGCCAAGACAUUAUUUAAAUAUACUUUAAAGCUGUUCAGCAGACGUGGUAUUGAUGGUAAUCUUUUUAUGAAGACACGCAAUACUGUAGGCAGACGAAUGCAGCCAUGAUAGAUGGUGAUAUUCUGAAUGCAAAUGGCCAUGUGUGUUAGAAAUAAUAAAAAAAAGUAAUGCAUUGAGAA